AUGCAGGCAAUGACUCAGGAUGCAGCCAGGGGCCACGACGUGCACGGAGGACCGCAUCCAGCAUGCCCUGGAGCGCUGCCUGCAUGGGCUCAGCCUCAGCCGCUGUUCCACCUCCUGGUCAGCUGGCCUGUGUCUGAACUGCUGGAGCCUGCAAGAGCUGGUCAGCAGGGACCCGGGCCACUUCCUCAUCCUCCUGGAGCAGAUCGUGCAGAAAACCCGAGAGGUCCAGGAGAAGGGCACCUAUGACCUUCUCGCCCCCCUGGCCCUUCUCUUCUACUCCACUGUCCUCUGUACGCCACACUUCCCACCUGAUUCGGAUCUCCUUCUAAAAGCAGCCAGAACCUACCACCGGUUCCUCACCUGGCCUGUUCCCUACUGCAGCAUCUGUCAGGAGCUGCUCACCUUCAUCGAUGCUGAACUCAAGGCCCCAGGAAUCACCUACCAGCGACUGGUGAGGGCCGAGCAGGGCCUGCCCAUUAGAAGUCACCGAAGUUCUACCGUCACCGUGCUGUUGCUGAACCCAGUGGAGGUGCAGUCCGAGUUCCUCGCUGUGGCCAACAAGCUGAGCACGCCCGGGCACUCGCCCCACGGCGCCUACACCACUCUGCUCCUGCACGCCUUCCAGGCCACCUUCGGGGCCCACUGUGACCUCCCGGGGCUGCACGGCAGGCUGCAGUCCAAGAGCCUGGCCGAGCUCGAAGACAUCUUCACGGAGACUGUGGAAGCUCAGGAGCUGGCUUCUGGCAUCGGGGACGCAGCCGAGGCCCGGCAGUGGCUCAGGACCAGGCUGCAGGCGGUGGGAGAGAAAGCUGGCUUCCCCGGCGUCUUAGACACUGCCAAACCUGGCCAGCUCCGCACCAUCCCCAUCCCUGUGGCCAGGUGUCACACGUACAGCUGGAGCCAGGACAGCUUCGACAUCCUACAGGAAAUCCUGCUCAAGGAACAGGAGCUGCUCCAGCCAGGGAUCCUGGGGGACGACGAGGAGGACGACGAGGAGGAGGAGGAGGACUUGGAAACGGAUGGGCAUUGUGCCCAGAGAGACUCACUGCUCUCCACCAGCUCGUCGGUCUUCCACGACUCCACCCUGUCCCUUGCCUCAUCCCAGGCCUCAGAGCCCACCCUCUCCCGCCAGCUGCUGACGUCCUUCGUCUCGGGCCUCUCGGACGGCGUGGACAGCGGCUACGUGGAGGACAGCGAGGAGAGCCCCUCCGAGUGGCCCAAGAGGCCGGGCAGCCAGGAGCGCCGGGGUCACCGCAGGCCGGGGCAGAAGUUCAACAGGAUCUACAAACUCUUCAAGAGCACCAGCCAGCUGGUGCUGCGGAGGGACUCCCGGGGCCCGGAGGGCGGCUCGGACGCGGCACUGCCGCUGCGCCGUGCGGGCAGCCUCUGCAGCCCCCUGGACGGCCCGGUGCCACCCCCCGCGCGGGCCCAGCGCUCCCGCUCCCUGCCCCAGGCCAAGCUCAGCGCCCAGCUGCCCGGCUGGCUCCUGACCCCCGCCUCGCGCCCCCAGCGCCGCCGCCCCUUCCUGAGCGGGGACGAGGACCCCAAGGCGUCCACUCUACGCGUCGUGGUCUUCGGCUCGGAUCGCAUUUCGGGGAAGGUGGCUCGGGCGUACAGCAACCUGCGGCAGCUGGAAAACAACCGCCCGCUCCUCACACGGUUCUUCAAGCUUCAGUUCUUCUAUGUGCCCGUGAAGCGAAGCCAUGGGACCAGCUCCAGCACCUGCCCCGCCCCUGCCAGCCAGACGCCCCCGCUCCCCACAGACUCCCCGAGGCACCCCAGCCCUGCGGAGCUGGAGAGCACCAACGACAUCUCCCACUACCUCGGCAUGCUCGACCCCUGGUAUGAGCGCAACGUGCUGGGCCUCAUGCACCUGCCCCCUGAAGUCCUGUGCCAGCAGUCUCUGCAGGCAGAGUCCCGGCUGCUGGAAGAUUCCGCGGCCCCGCUUCCCAUCCUGGCGGACAUGCUGCUUUACUACUGUCGCUUCGCUUGAAGGUCUGUCCGUGUGGCACAGGUCCUGGCAGCAAGCGUCUGGGCAUCGAUGGUGACCGCGAGGCCGUCCCUCUAACACUACAGAUUAUGUACAGCAAGGUGAGGCCACUGCUGGGGCCCNACAGGUCCUGGCAGCAAGCGUCUGGGCAUCGAUGGUGACCGCGAGGCCGUCCCUCUAACACUACAGAUUAUGUACAGCAAGGGGGCCAUCAGCGGGCGAAGCCGCUGGAGUAACAUGGAGAAGGUGUGCACCUCCGUGAAUCUGAGCAAGGCCUGCCACAAGCAGGAGGAACUAGACUCCAGCAUGGAGGCCCUGACGCUAAACCUGACAGAGGUGGUGAAAAGGCAGAACCCCAAGUCCAAGAAGGGCUUCAACCAGAUAAGCACGUCGCAGAUCAAAGUGGACAAGGUGCAGAUCAUCGGCUCCAACGGCUGCCCCUUCGCCGUGUGCCUGGACCAGGACGAGAGAAAGAUCCUACAGAGCGUGGUCCGGUGUGAGGUCUCACCUUGCUACAAGCCAGAGAAGAGCAGCGUCCACCCCCAACCCCAGAGGUCCCCCGACCCGCCAGCCCAGGCCACGCCCGACCUCUGCUCCCUCCUCUGCCUGCCCAUCAUGACGUUCAGCGGAGCGCUGCCCUAGUGGGGCCCUCACCAGCCGGGACGGGAAGCCCUGGGCAGGCAGCCUCCUCGGAGGCCCUCCCCACGCGGUGGCUGCGAGGGUCUCGCUCCCUGUGGGGAACUGGAUGGCCCUCUGUUGGAUCAGGCCCUGCUGUGGGCCCUGCCGUGGACAGCAGGCAGGGGUUGGUGGUUUCUCGGCCCUCGGGGGCUGUGUAUAGGAGAGACACAGGCAUUGGGGAGAGAGCGGCUGGCCGCACUGCCCCUCAAAUUUCUCACCGUAGAGAGGAGAGGGAUGGAUGAGCUGACCCCCAGAGGCCCUGGCCACUGGUGUGGUCUGGGAUCCUUUCUAGAAAGAUCUGAGGCUCUGGUGCUCUGGGAUGUGGUUUAGGCUGCCUCUGCCAACCCUUGGCCGCCCCCCCUGCCUUGGUUUGUCAAGGUCUUGGGGAACCCUUUGUGUCUGGGGUUCAGUCCCCUCUACUCUAGGGUUCAGGUGGUAGAAACAAGAGUAGGAAAUUCUUCCCAGACCUUCAGUACCACCACCCAUCUCUCUCUCUCUCUCUCUCUGUCUCACAAGUUCCCUGGGUCUUCUGAAAAACAGCACUAAUACUUUACCUGUCUACUGUCAGGCCCUGGAACACAUUCUCUCCGGAGCCCCUUUCUGGAUCUGAGAGCCUUGGGAGACAGGACAGGCAUAGGUUCAAAAGCAUCUUGUUACCUUCUAGCUCAGUGACCAGAAGGAAGUGAAUUUGCUUCUCCAAGCCUCCACUUCCUUAGCACUAAGACCUUCGGAGUUGGAAAAGAAGUUUUCUACGAAGCGCCCAAAGCUGGUGCUCAGUACAGAUAAGCGGGCUCACCCUUGAGCGCCGACUCCCCCCGGCCUGGCGCUGGGACACCCUCGUGGCCUCUGCAAUGCUCUUCAUUCACGCUCGAGGCAGGACCAAGACUGGGGGUGAGGUGUGGUUAGUUUUACCCUCUGAAGGAGGAAUGGUCUUGGCGAGGGUGAGAGGAGGGUUGCACGGGUACCCCCAAGCCCUUGCCGACUUGUCUCCCAGGUUUCGCCUUGGGACCCCCACCUCCACAUCACGCCUUAGGCUGGUGCACAUUGGGUAGGGAGGCUUCACUGGCACCAUUCUGGCGCCUGGGCGAGAUCCUGGAGGGGUGCAAGGGAAGCCUGGCCUCCAGGGGCUUCGUGCCUGGCUGGGGGAAAUGGGUCACAGGACGUGAGAGCCGAAAACAUAAAGCUGUGGGAUCAGAGUGGUUUGGAAGCUGGAAGCAAAUGUGGGCUAGGGUGGUAGGGAGGAGGGCAGGGCUGAGGACCAGGAUUUGGACGAUACAAGUGGAGAAAGUAAUCAUGGAAGAUGCUCGUAUCCUGCCCAGAGCCCCUGUCCCUCCUUCUCCUGCUUCACCUGGCUUACAGGAGCCCUGGAACCCCAGCCCCUGAACUCCAGCCCCACUGGAGAGAAGUGAACAGAGCCAGCUCAUGCCCCACGUCACCGUUCCUCCCUAGUCCUCGCCAUCGGUACUUGUUGCAGGCUCCAGAGAGCGGCCGGCCAUCUGCCUUCCAUAGUUUUUUGUUGUGUGAACAGGUUACUACAUGAUAAACUGAUAUCCAAGAAUAAACGAAAGAAUUUAAUAUUAUUUUCAAAUAAAACUUGAUUUAGUCUC
Ailuropoda melanoleuca (giant panda) is the source of this 4275-nucleotide messenger RNA. RefSeq names its product phosphoinositide-3-kinase regulatory subunit 5 (gene PIK3R5). The record is from RefSeq and is a predicted model, not a curated record. The transcript is spliced from 17 exons. Gene Ontology annotation, biological process: G protein-coupled receptor signaling pathway; positive regulation of MAP kinase activity. NCBI's taxonomy places the organism in Eukaryota, Metazoa, Chordata, Mammalia, Carnivora, Ursidae. Gene Ontology annotation, cellular component: phosphatidylinositol 3-kinase complex, class IB. Gene Ontology annotation, molecular function: 1-phosphatidylinositol-3-kinase regulator activity.